GAUGGGUCGACUGGUAGCAGGAAGCGUUUUUUAAAAGUUAAUAAAGUUUUAAUUAUCAAUGCAUUUUUUACACAAACAUUGAUUUGCUUCAGAAGACAUUAAUUGAUCGACUACUGCCUAAAUAUGCCUUUGGGCCAUCAAACAGCCAGCAACAUCAUGGCACCCAUUCACUUGCAUUGUAUGUUUAAACAGAGCAAAAAUGUGCUUAUAAAAAUCUCCAUUUCUGUUCUGCUGAAGAAGGAAAGACAUACACAUCUGGGAUGGUUAAAGGGACGGCAUGUGAAAACAGGACAGCUGGCAGCUAUCAAGGUCAUGGAUGUGACUGAGGAGGAGGAAGAUGAAAUCAAACUGGAGAUAAACAUGUUGAAAACUCAUUCUCAUCACAGAAACAUCGCCACAUAUUAUGGUGCUUUUGUAAAGAAAAGUCCUGCAGGUCAGGAUGACCAGCUUUGGCUGGUGAUGGAGUACUGUGGUGCAGGAUCAGUCACAGACCUGCUGAAGAAGACUAAAGGCAACUGUCUGAAAGAGGACUGGAUCGCUUACAUCUGCAGAGAAGUGCUCAGAGGUCUGUUACACCUGCACUCACACCAUGUCAUUCAUCGAGACAUUAAAGGACAAAAUGUGCUGCUGACAGAGAAUGCUGAAAUUAAACUUGUGGAUUUUGGUGUGAGUGCUCAGUUAGACAGGACCAUUGGAAGAAGAAACACUUUUAUUGGGACGCCGUACUGGAUGGCACCUGAGGUGAUCGCGUGUGAUGAGAACCCAGACUCUACAUAUGACUAUAGAAGUGACGUGUGGUCUCUGGGGAUAACAGCUUUAGAAAUGGCAGAAGGGUCACCACCAUUGUGUGACAUGCAUCCAAUGAGAGCGCUGUUUCUCAUUCCACGAAACCCUCCUCCCAAACUUAAGUCCAAGAAAUGGUCUAAAAAGUUCCUGACGUUUGUGGAUGGUUGUCUGGUGAAGAACUACCUGCACAGGCCAUCAACAGAGACGCUGCUACGACAUUCGUUCAUUAAAGAUCUCCCUAAUGAACGUCAAGUGCGCAUCACGCUCAAAGACCAUCUGGACAGAACCAGGAAGAGGAGACGAGAGAAAGAGGGAACUGAAUAUGAAUACAGUGGAAGUGAAGAUGAAGAGGAUGGUAUGAAUGAGGAUGAAGGUGAACCCAGCUCUAUAGUGAAUAUUCCUGGCGAGUCCACGCUAAGACGAGAGUUCCUGCGUUUACAACAGGAGACACACUCACAAACGCAACAACAACAACAACAACUACACAAUCAAGACAACUACAAAAGACAGUUGCUCGCUGACCGACAGAAGAGGAUCGAACAACAGCAGGAGGAGAGACGACGCUUUGAAGAUCAACAGGAAAGGCUGUUACAGGAGACUGGACGGCAGUGGCCGGAGCUUCAGGAGAUGAUAUGGCAAGAAGAAACUGACAUCACUGAGAAAAGUAAAAGAAAUCACAAGAAACAGCCCAAAGACAAUGAAUAUCACAAGACUGAUAUUCUAUCCGGGUCUGUAAGUCUUUUAACUGAUCAGCAGGGCAGAAAGCCCCACCGCACACUUCCCCGAGAUCAGGCCCAGCUUCUGUUACUCCAACAUGACCACAGACACCAGCAGAAGAACUGCCCCACCACACCACAUGAUGGGAUGGCAGGAAUUACGGAAUCUCUGGACAAUCAUCAUGUGAAUAUGAAUCAUAUCGAAGUCAGGAUUCCUCAUGUUCAAUCCAGACUUGGAUCAGGAAGCAACUCCAGUCCCUGCACUCCAGCACUCCAGAGAGCUGCCAAACACCCGAACAUGAAUGUGUGCUCCAGUCGAGAGAUUCAUCAUAGCAACUCCAUGUCUGAUGUUGCAACUCCUCUCUCUCCAACACUGGAUGAUGUGUUCUUUAACCCUGAUGAUCAACCACCCAAGAUUCCAGAGCGAACAACCUCAAAGUUCAAAGAACCCUUGACCCAUCGUAGAUUUGGAUCCACAGGUCAUCAGUGUCCUCUGGACAACAGUGUCAAUAUGUUUUACUCCAGCAGCUCAACAAGCAGCAGUCAGUCAGGUUACCAUAAGGUCGACAGUCCUCCUCAACAGAACAGACUGUCAAACUCUCAAAGUCCAACAACACCACAAAACCAGGGUUUUGAAAUGAAGUCUCUCUUCAGUCCUUUAGUGAAGUUAGCAGAGUACUCUUCCUCGAGUGAUGAUGAUGAUGAUGAUGAUGAGAAGAGCAGAUCUCCAUUGAGAAAUGGAAGGCAUUUGUUAUCCAGAGGACAGUCUCAUGAUAUAGUUCUUCAGCCUCAGCACAAUCUCAAACAGCAGCAGUUUUCCAUGUUUGUCCAGCAGAGUGCAGCAAAGGCAACACAUAAUAUCCAUCAAAGACCUGUGGCAUCACAAUCCAGUGACAUUUAUCAUCUUCCUGACCUGCUGCACAAGAGCCCCAUACAUCAACUCACCUACCACCAACCCAAUACACAAACCUCACUGGAUAAAAUGCUGAAUAAUCAGGCAGUAAAAAAUACGUCAUCCUCUUCAUCAUUCUCAUCAUUUAUCGACCCUCGAUUGCUGCAGAUCUCUCCACCUCAGAGUCCACAAGGAUACGGUCAACUGAAUGUGAGGUGUGACCCGUGCAGGAGAGAGCCCCACAGGAAGGGUUCCGUGGUGAACGUUAACCCUACUAACAUCCGGCCUCAGAGUGAUGCACCAGAGAUUCGCAAAUACAAGAAAAAGUUCAAUACUGAAGUGUUGUGUGCUAGUCUGUGGGGUGUGAAUUUGUUGGUGGGCACAGAGAGUGGUCUGUGGCUGCUGGACCGCAGUGGUCAGGGUAAAGUUUACUCUCUCAUCAGCCGCAGACGCUUUCAACAGAUGGAUGUACUGGAGGGACUCAAUGUACUAAUCACCAUAUCAGGUAAGAAGAACAAACUGAGGCUGUACUACCUGUCCUGGCUGAGGAAUAAGAUCUUGCAUAAUGAUCCAGAGGUAGAGAAGAAACAGGGCUGGACGUCAGUGGGCGAGCUAGAAGGAUGUGUCAGCUACAAAGUCGUUCGCUAUGACAAAAUAAAGUUCCUGGUCAUCGCUUUGAGGAGUGCUGUGGAGAUCUAUGCGUGGGCACCCAAACCAUAUCACAAGUUUAUGGCUUUUAAAUCAUUUAGCUCACUGCCUCAGAAACCCCUCUCUGUUGACCUGACGGUGGAGAAUGGACAGAGGUUAAAGGUCAUAUAUGGGUCUCACUCUGGUUUUCAUGCCAUUGAUGUGGAUUCAGGUUCACCCUUUGAUCUGUACCUGCCCAAUCAUAUUCAAGGUCUGAUUCGGCCUCAUGCCAUCAUCAUUCUGCCCGGCAGCGGUGGGAUGGAGCUGUUGCUGUGUUACGAAGACGAGGGCGUCUAUACUGACACCUAUGGCCGCAUCACCAAGGAGACGGUGCUGCAGUGGGGGGAGAUGCCCGCCUCUGUCGCGUACCUUCAGUCAAAUCAAGUGAUGGGCUGGGGAGAGAAAGCCAUUGAACUAAGAUCUGCCAAGACUGGAAGUCUAGAGGGAGUCUUCAUGCACAAAAAGGCUCAAAAACUGAAGUUCCUGUGUGAGAGAAAUGAUAAAGUGUUCUUUGCCUCUGUUCAGUCUGGUGGAUGCAGUCAGAUCUACUUCAUGACAUUAGGACACAACUCACUCUUCAACUGGUGAUUUUUUUGGAUUGAGAGCUUUGUGGGGUAAAUCAGUAAACUGUCUGAAUCCCACAGCCACAACAUUAAAACCACCUGCCUAAUAUUGUGUAGGUCCAACCAAAACAGCACCAAACCGCAUCUCAGAAUAACAUUCAGAGAUGAUAUUCUUUUUACCACAAUUGUACAGAGCAGUUAUCUGAGUUACCGUAGACUUUGUCAGUUUGAACCAGUCUGGCCAUUCUCUGUUGACCUCUCUCAUCAACAAGGCAUUUCCGUCCACAGAACUGCUGCUCACUGGAUGUUUUUUGUUUUUGGCACCAUUCUGAGUAAACUCUAGAGUCUGUUGUGUGUGAAAAUCCCAGGAGAUCAGCAGUUACAGAAAUACUCAAACCAGUCCAUCUGGCACCAACAAUCAUGCCACGGUCCAAAUCACUGAGAUCACAUUUUUCCCCAGUUUUGAUGGUUGAUGUGAACAUUAACUGAAGCUCCUGACCUGUAUCUGCAUGAUUUUAUGCACUGCACUGCUGCUGCAUGAUUGGCUGAUUAGAUAAUCACAUGAAUGAUUGUUGGUGCCAGACGGGCUGGUUUAAGUAUUUCUGUGACAACAGAAAUAGAGGUUUUAAUGUUGUGGCUGAUGGGUGUAAUAACUAACUGUUGUACUAUUGUACAAUCACACACUGUAGCAUUUUGUUUUUGUGGAAAUGCCAAAACCUCAGAAUUGAAAUUAUACAAUAAUACAAAAGUAUAAUUGGGGACAUACAGCAUUAAUUUUUUUUUUGGGGGGGGGGGGUGUUUCAAGCUGAAGUAUUUAAUCAUAUUUUAAGUUUAACAUAACAAAUCACAGUUUAACUUGAUAUUUUUUGUUUAUUAUAUCUCUUCUCAUACUGAAAAUCAAACAUAACUUGACACAUAAUCAAUAAGUUAUAAAGUUAUAUAAAAAAGAACAAAAGUUUUGUUUAGAUCUUAGUGCAGACCAAACAUUAGAUAUUUUCUUUGGCCACGCUGUGUUGAGUCUGAACUUCAUUAUUUUUUAUUUGCAGCUGAUUUUGCUUAAUAUCUUGUCAGCAUGAGAAAGAAUAUUAAAACCUGGCAGAUUAAAUAUUCUUCUGUACACUUAUGAAUUCAUCUUUUAAUUGUCUGAUGUACUCACAUUAUUAAAUCAGCUCCAGUGUGGCCACAACUGCCAAACACUUUGCCUUUUCUCACCAUAUUUCAUAGAAGACAACGUUAUUUCUUAGUUUUAGUUUCUAUUUUGGCCUCUGAUUUGGAAUAAUCAUAGUCUUGUCUAUCUAGACAUCCACUAGUUUCUUUAAGUACAUCUAUACAGUAAGGUUUAGCUUGUGCUUUAUUUAUUCAUAGAUCAUGUUUAUUAGUUAAAAAAUGCCACAGGGAUGAUAAACACAAAUUCACUUCAUUUUUGAGCAGAUCAGUUAAUUCAUCAAACUGUACAUGUGUCAAUAUAGCUUAUGUUUAUAGGUUUUGUAGCUGGCCAAUAAAGUUCAUUUUGCAGAUGUGUGACUAUAUAGAUUGUUUGUUUAUACCCAUUACAAUAUAUAUCAUUCAUCUUAUUUCCCCCACCAUGGUGCCUUAAUAAUCAGAGAGUUUAAAUGAUAUGCUAAUUAUUCUGUAUUGCUCAUUAUGUGUUUUACCCAGUAAAUCUGCUGGUAAAAAGCAGAUUUACUGGGUAAAAAAAAAAGAGUGCAGCUUGGUCAUGUGUGGAAAAGACAAUAUAGCAAGCUGUGCAUGGAUGUGGGGAUGUGAAAAUGUGUAGAGGAAUGGGUUCAGCUUAAGUGGAGCCAGAAAGCACGGACAGUAGUUAACAUAGUGUUAAAGAAAGUCAGAUAGUCAAAGGUUAACCAAGGAUGUGGCAUGAAACAAAGAAGGAUUAGCACCGGCUAUUUUAUUUGGUGAUAUUUGGGAAAGAUGAAUUCAAAAUGAAUUUAAGCACUCAAAACUCUUGAAUUUGUGAAUAUCUGGGCAAAAGAAUACUUUGAACCAUUCCUUAAGAAUCAUAAUGGAUCCACUUUACAUUGCUUUUAUACAGAGUGACUUAUUAAUAUUAUUAAAUUAGCUGUUACGGUUGCACUUAAUUACCAUUGACGAUUUAUUUCAUUAAUGAAAUAAUAGAAAAGGUAACAGUAAAAUAUCAAAUUGUUGUUUCACUCUUGGUCACCACUUGAAGCUUUUACUGUCACGUAGUCCUUCAUUCAUGUGAGCCAGCGAAUAAUGUAAAUGUAUACUUAAUUGUACCUUUUCUGUUGUUCCAUAAAUGUACAUUUCCUGUAUAAAGUUUCAUAGACAUUUAGCUAGCAUAAUGGACAGUACAGUAUAUGAAUUACACUAUGUAUAAGAGGGUUAUGCUCAUCAAAAACCUCUUUUGUUUAGAUUGUGUAACAAUAUAGACAAAUGCAUUUUACUUUGUGUAUAUAUUUCUUAUGCGUCGUGUGACUGGACUCAAUUAUAAAAUAUCUCGAUAUAAAUGUACUCAUUAAACCAAAUAAAUGUUUUUAAAAGUUA
Myxocyprinus asiaticus (Chinese sucker) is the source of this 6167-nucleotide messenger RNA. RefSeq names its product mitogen-activated protein kinase kinase kinase kinase 4-like. NCBI's taxonomy places the organism in Eukaryota, Metazoa, Chordata, Actinopteri, Cypriniformes, Catostomidae. The record is from RefSeq and is a predicted model, not a curated record. Gene Ontology annotation, biological process: protein phosphorylation. Gene Ontology annotation, molecular function: ATP binding; protein kinase activity. The coding region runs from base 124 to 3669 and encodes 1181 amino acids. The transcript has 31 exons.